AUUAAUUCUUAAAAAACUUAAUAAAAAAUCCUACGCCCUCUAAAUAAGAGCUUUUAAAUUAGAAAAAGCAAAUAAACAGCUUAUUUUGUUAUGGAAGAUAAACCCGUUAUGACGCAAAACCAUUUUAUUUGUUUUCGGACUUUAUUUUACCGAUUUCACAGUAAAGUAAACAAAUAAAAAUGAACUACUACUGUAUCUGUACGUGUCAUUUUAUGAAAGGAAGAAAGGAAAAUGUUAUAACAAGGACAUGUGCAUUAUAAUGCAUUGAUUGAGGAAUCUGAUUAAUAUUUAUUUGUUUCUUUUUUUUGUAAUUUUCCCCCUCUUGUAAUUUCAUAAUGAAAGCAUUAAUUAAAUGUUUCACUGUGACUGCAAUCAUUUGCUUUUCAUUGAUUUGUUUACUUUUACUUCGAUCAUUGACGGGACUAGAUUUGAAUAUUAUAAAGUUGUUAAGCGACAGUAAAUUACCUUCGCCGAAAAUGUCGGAAGAACCUCCUAUUGUUGUUUUUGAAACUACAAUGGGUGUUAUUGAGUUUGAACUUUACUGGAAACAUGCACCAAAAACAUGUAGGAAUUUUGCAGAUUUAGCUAAAGUGGGCUACUAUAAUAAUGUGAUUUUUCAUCGAAUAAUAACUGAUUUUAUGAUUCAAGGUGGUGAUCCUACUGGCACAGGUCGAGGCGGAAGCUCUAUUUAUGGCAGGAAUUUUGAAGAUGAGAUACAUCCAGAAUUAAAGCAUUCAGGUGCUGGUAUACUUUCUAUGGCUAAUUCAGGCCCUGAUACAAAUGGAAGUCAGUUUUUUAUAACCUUAGCACCAACUCAGUGGCUUGAUGGGAAACAUACUAUUUUUGGAAGAGUUAAUAGUGGGAUGCACGUGGUGCAGAGGAUAUCUAAAGUACAAACUGAUAGUAAUGACAGACCUGUUGAUGAAGUUAAAAUAGUUAAAGCCUACAUAAAACAUUUUACAAACUAAUUUGAUUAACAAAUUUAUGUACAUAUCUUUCUUUUAUAAUAAAAUGUCUGUGGAUGAAUUUAAUUCUAUUUUUUGAUGAAACUAGAUUUAGUGAUAUCUUUAAUAAAACAUUAAUUAGUCUAGCUGAAAAACCUGGAUGUCUGACUACAAUGUUUAAAAUGGUAGUGAAAUUACGAUUAAAAUAAGCGUAAAUUUGCUACUUGAUAA
This is a messenger RNA of Parasteatoda tepidariorum (common house spider), 1175 nucleotides long. RefSeq names its product peptidyl-prolyl cis-trans isomerase-like 1 Cypl (gene Cypl). Gene Ontology annotation, cellular component: catalytic step 2 spliceosome. The record is from RefSeq and is a predicted model, not a curated record. Gene Ontology annotation, biological process: protein folding; protein peptidyl-prolyl isomerization. Gene Ontology annotation, molecular function: peptidyl-prolyl cis-trans isomerase activity. NCBI's taxonomy places the organism in Eukaryota, Metazoa, Arthropoda, Arachnida, Araneae, Theridiidae.